This is a messenger RNA of Argentina anserina (silverweed cinquefoil), 2685 nucleotides long. RefSeq names its product probable DEAD-box ATP-dependent RNA helicase 48. NCBI's taxonomy places the organism in Eukaryota, Viridiplantae, Streptophyta, Magnoliopsida, Rosales, Rosaceae. The record is from RefSeq and is a predicted model, not a curated record. Gene Ontology annotation, molecular function: ATP binding; nucleic acid binding; RNA helicase activity.
CCAUAGAACUUAAACCCUAAACCCCUUUCCACUCUCACUCUUUCUUCUUCUCCGAUCACUCACCCCCCACCAUUACACCCAUAAAUAUGUCCUCUGCCCUCAUCGACCGCCCCAGAAUCCUCUCGAAGCUUCUAUGCCGCCUCAUCCUCGCCCAAAACAUGGGCGGCGGGCCCCGCACCUUCCCCGGCGGCGUCACCAAGUGGAAAUGGAAGCGCAUGCACGAGAAGCGCGCCAAGGACAAAGAGCGACGCCUCCUCGAUCAAGAAAAGCAGCUCUACCAGGCCCGCCUCCGCUCCCAAAUCCGGGCCGACCUCGUCGCUCAACCCGACCCGGCUCCAGAAACCAACCCCCACCACCGCCACGUCAAAUCCCUCGCCGAUCGCUUCACGAAGGACGGCGCCGAGGAUCUCUGGAACGAACACGACGGCCCGCUCCACUCGCCGCCGCCGCCGAAAUCGAUUCCGGUUGGCCUGGGGAAGCUGAUACCUGGGGGUCGGAAUUUGGCGGGAAAUGAGAGGAAUUGGAGUAGCUGUGUCAGCAGCAGGAGCUACUCGGCGCAGAGUAGAGGGAUGUUUAAGAGGAAUGAGGAUUCGAGUGAUGAUUCGGAUAGUGAGGCAAUGCAGCCGUUUUGGGAGGGUGGAAAUGGGAGCGGGGAUCGGAAAUCGGAGAUAAAUGCGAGGAGAUUUGGGAGUAGUGCUUCACUGGGGAAGUAUGAUAGGAAGGUGAUUAAGAGGAGAGUGCCGCUUAGUGCGGUGGAAGAUGAGUGUGGCGAUUUUGCGCAGCAGGUUGAGUCCAUUAGGUGUGAGCUGAGUAAGAAGAAGGAGGCUGGGAGUGAAAGAGAGGAGGAGGGGUUGAUUUUGAGUGACAAGAGAUUUGAUGAGUGUGGGAUAUCUCUGUUGACAGUGAAGGCAUUGUCUGCUGCAGGGUAUGUUCGAAUGACUAGAGUUCAGGAGGCUGCUCUUUCGGCUUGCCUUGAGGGAAAUGAUGUUUUGGUGAAAGCUAAAACUGGCACUGGAAAAACUGCUGCCUUUUUGCUUCCUGCUAUUGAAGCAGUUGUGAAGGGUAUGGCCGGCAAUACCAAUCAACGGGUGUCUCCAAUAUUUGUUCUUAUCCUCUGCCCCUCAAGAGAACUUGCAAGUCAGAUAGCUGCAGAAACAAGUGUUGUUGAUGAAGCUGGCCACUUACUAGACCUAGGAUUCCGGAAGGACAUAGAGAAAAUUGUUGAUUGUUUGCCUCGUAAGAGACAGUCCCUGCUCUUUACCGCGACACUCCCAAAAGAGGUUCGCCGCAUAUCUCAGCUUGUUUUGAAAAAGGAUCAUGCUUUCAUUGAUACAGUGGGAUUAGGCUCCAUAGAAACUCAUGCUAAGGUCAAACAGUCCUAUCUUGUUGUAUCACAUGACUUGCAUUUCCAAAUAGUUCACCAUCUGUUGAAGGAGCAUAUCUGGCAAUCACCCAACUACAAGGCUAUUGUCUUCUGUACGACUGUAAUGGUAACUUCCCUCCUCUACCUCCUUCUCCGUGAAAUGAAAAUGAAUGUUAGGGAGAUACAUUCUAGAAAGCCUCAAUUGUAUCGAACUCGUAUCUCUGAGGAAUUUAAGGACUCAAAGCAAAUGAUUCUUGUUACCUCUGAUGUAUCAGCACAUGGAAUGAACUAUCCUGAUGUUACAUUGGUCAUUCAGGUGGGUAUUCCAUCUGACCGGGAACAAUAUUUACACCGUCUUGGAAGAACAGGGAGGGAAGGCAAAGAAGGAGAAGGCAUACUGUUGCUUGCACCAUGGGAGGAGUAUUUUCUGGAUGAAUUAAAAGAUUUGCCCCUUGAAAAAUUUCCUUCAGUGCGAUUGGAUCCAGGCACUAAACUCAAGAUUGAGGAUUCAAUGACCAAGGUAGACAGUAGUGUUAAGGAAGGCGCCUAUCAUGCUUGGCUUGGCUACUUCAACUCGAUCAGGGAAACUGGUAGGGAUAAAACUACACUAGUUGAGCAAGCCAACCUCUUUUGUCAGUCAAUUGGUUUGCAAAAUCCUCCUUCUCUCUUUCAAAAGACAGCAUUGAAGAUGGGUUUAAAAGAUAUUCCUGGCAUAAAAAUACGAAAGUAGCAGACAAUUGGAAAACAAGAUUAAGCAACCUGCUGACUGCGGUGACUGGGAGAGGAAGACCAGAAUUAAAGGAACUUCAUUCUCUUUCAAGUCGUGAAACAGGUUCAGCUAGUUCCAGUUGUUCCUUUUCUCAAAUUGUCUUAUGUUUAUGCCUGGUUUAGCCAAGAACUAUAGUCCAUAUAAACUUUAGGCAGAAGCAUCAUAUUUGCUCGUAUUGCAUCAUGAUCUGUAGUUUGGCCACACAAGUAUAUGCCGCAUUGUACAUUGUACCUUUAUUCUGUUUAUAAUAUAAUCUGAAGUUAUAUCUUUUUCGUCACUCCCUUUUUUUCUUCCGAUGAAGAAAUCAAACAAGUAACUUAAACCUUGUUAAGGUUUUACUUUCAGAUUACAUGUUCAAGUCAACAUGUUGAGAACAGUUUAUGAUUGGUCAGGACUUUAAUAUGUAACCUAAAAUAACAAAAUUGCCAGCAUCAAUACUACAUUUAGCUGUUACUAUAUGAAGAAUAUAAUUUCUGUUCUUAGGAGUUGUUUUCAUGGUUUUACAUCAGGAUUCAUAUGAUAUAUUAGUUACCAAAUGAGACAUGAUUAAUAA